This is a messenger RNA of Benincasa hispida (wax gourd), 1547 nucleotides long. Lineage: Eukaryota; Viridiplantae; Streptophyta; Magnoliopsida; Cucurbitales; Cucurbitaceae. The record is from RefSeq and is a predicted model, not a curated record.
UUAUCAUUUUAGACCUCAAAAUACAAUUUUCUCAAUUCCCACUUUCUCUCUCUUUCAGUUGCUUCUUCGUCUUCAUCCAUCCAUGGAGAACCUGAAGAAGUCAGUGAUCAAAAUCGCCUACACCAGCGACCACGCUAACCUCUCUUCUCUGCAACGCUCUUUCAUCCCCUUCCUCUACCUGGCGUCUUCUCUCUACAAGUUCGGUCUGUCCCUUCGUCACCAUUUCUACCUCUACGGCAUAUUUCGCAAGCAUCGGUUGCCAGUGCCAGUUAUUAGUGUUGGGAAUUUGACUUGGGGAGGCAAUGGUAAAACACCAAUGGUCGAGUUCAUUGCCUUAUGGCUUGCGGGCUCUGGGAUUUCACCUCUAAUUCUUAAUAGGGGCUAUGCUGGUGGAGAUGAAGCUAAAAUGCUUGGGAGGCAUCUUGCUGGGAGUUCCGUUAAAGUAGGUAUUGGAGCAGAUAGGAGAGCUACUGCUGCUUGGUAUUUUAACAAAUAUGGUUAUAUUGAAUCUCAAAGUAGCACGUUGGUUGAGAAACAUUGCCUAGAACAAGUGGGAAAUCCUCCUAAGUCUGAAAAAAUUGGUGCUGUUAUCCUUGAUGAUGGAAUGCAGCACUGGAGUUUGCACCAUGACUUGGAGAUUGUUAUGUUCAAUGGGAUAACAUUGUUGGGAAAUGGGCAAUUGUUACCACUUGGACCUUUGAGAGAACCAUUAGCUGCACUCAAGAGGGCGGACGUUGCCGUUGUUCAUCAUGCUAAUCUGGUUUCGGCACAAAAUAUUGAAGAUAUUGUGAUAAUGUUGCGGAAAGUUAAGGAUUCACUUACCGUGGUGUUUACUGAAAUGUGUCCCUCAUUCUUCUUUGAAGUGACAAAUAUCAACUCCAUAAUAUCGUUGGGAACAUUUUCUAAGAGUGUAGUAUUAUGCGUUUCUGCCAUUGGCUCUGCUGAUGCUUUUGUGCAGACAAUGCAAAAGAUAGGAGCAUAUCAUGUUGAUCGACUCGACUUCAGUGAUCAUCACGUCUUUCAAGAUAGGGAUAUUGCACUGGUCAAAAUAAAGCUUGAGAAAUUGGAGGAGAAAUUUGCUUCCAAGCCAGUCAUUGUUGUUACGGAAAAGGAUUAUGAUCGGGAUCCUAUGAUAUUCAAGUGCUUGCAUCCGUACCGUGUUUUUGCUCUCCGUUCUCAACUCCAAAUCAUGCGCAGCAAAGGUUGCAGUGAAGAUAGCUUCAAGAAGCUGUUUGAGUCGACGAUAGGAGUAAAACUCUCUUCUUUAAUGGGGUAUCCUGAGCUCAAAUCUGCAGUUGAGGUUAGAUCUUAGACCAUCUAUGUAGUGAUGUUCAUGCUAGAUGUUUAUAAUGUGUUGAGCAAAAUCAUGUGCAGUUUUUGUUUUCUUUCAGACGAAUAUGAUUUAUUUCAAGAUCUCAUAGGUGAACACACCCCCUUUUUACUCGAAUUUUUGUACAAUAGUUGGAUGAGGUGUGGAAGUAAAUUGCAUUCUACUUUCUUUUGUUAAAUUUCAAACUUAAUCUAUGAUCCAAGUUGUAUUUUCUUUU